This is a messenger RNA of Cylindrotheca closterium, 558 nucleotides long. The record is from the annotation of a GenBank genome assembly. NCBI's taxonomy places the organism in Eukaryota, Bacillariophyta, Bacillariophyceae, Bacillariales, Bacillariaceae.
AUGUUGAUGACUUUCACGACGGCAUUACAAAUCUACCAAACUGCAGUGAGAGAAAAGUUUCCCCAAGGAACCAGCAAUGCAACCGAUAGGGGACGAUACUUGAGCGAAACUAGAGCUGACAACAAUCGCGACAGAAGCAGGAGCCGAAAGGAUGGAGGAGGCAACAAACGUCGCGACGAAGAAGAAAUUACUCUGAGUAAUGGAGAGAAGAUCUGGUACCAUCCUAGCUACCGUUUCUCUCCAACACACCUACGAGCGUUUACCAAUAAACAACGUGAACGCAUGGCGAAGGAAAGAGCCGCAUACUACUACAGAGAAAGUCAAGGAUUGCCAGCGAGAAGAACAACAAGACAGGCCGCACAAACACAACAAGUGGAAACGCAGCUGGCGGAAUUGCGAGCCGAAGUAGCAUCGAUUAGAUCCAACAACGUACCUGCUACGAUUCCAGCCGAAGCAGCCACGCAGAUAUCACAAGUGACUGUGGGAACGACUGGAACUACAGCAAUGGGCGGACGCAACCAACAGGCAAACAACCAACAGGCAAGCGGUAGGACCUGA